This is a messenger RNA of Panicum virgatum (switchgrass), 2037 nucleotides long. RefSeq lists its product as uncharacterized. Lineage: Eukaryota; Viridiplantae; Streptophyta; Magnoliopsida; Poales; Poaceae. The transcript is spliced from 4 exons. The coding region runs from base 40 to 2037 and encodes 665 amino acids. The record is from RefSeq and is a predicted model, not a curated record.
ACACUCCCCCUGCUAGGAACGGAGAGAUUGAAAUAGUGAAUGGGCCUCUCAAGUGUGGUGCAGUGGUGGGAGGAGUGGCAGCUGCGCAUCCUUGUCUUGGGCAGCCUCGCCAUCCAGUGCUUCCUUGCAGUAUUUGCCGGCGCUCGUAAGUCUCCUAUACGGCCCUUGUACAGGUUUCUGAUCUGGCUGUCGUACCUAGGCAGUGAUGCUUUGGCGAUUUACGCUCUCGCUGCGCUUUUCAACCGCCGAAGCAAGGCGCAGCAGAGUUCUACUUCUAUUCCUGUGUGCUCUUGUGUUGGUCAAACUCUGCUUGGCCGCAUCAAGAUUGUGUCUGUAACUGCUUUCUUCUUAAUGAAAAACGUACUCAGGCACGGUCGCGAAAAAAAAAAGUAUGCUAGUCGUGACCUAGAGGUGUUAUGGGCACCUAUCCUGGUAAUGCACCUUGGAGGACCGGUUACGAUUUCAGCUUACAACAUCGAAGACAACGAGCUCUGGAGGCGGCACAUUGUAACCACAAUAUCCCAGGUCACGGUGGCUCUCUACGUGUUUUGUAAGUCAUGGCCUCCAUCAGCUGAUAAGAGGUUGCAUGCUGCAGCAAUUCUGCUUUUCAUCCCUGGGGUUUUCCAGUGCUUUGAGAAGCCCUUGGCUCUCAAGAGCGCUAGCUAUAAUAGUCUGGUUAGCUCUUUGUUUGCUAGCGAUAAAAUUAGCCGGACUAAAACUAGGAGCAGAGAAGUAGAGCUUGAAGAAUACAUACAAAAGGCCAGGGAUUUUGUUAAGCGCAACAAGUAUCCUCCAGAACUAGACUAUGAUGGAGCUCGGCCCCACUUGAGUCAUCUCAGUAUACCUGAUAAGCUUUUCACAGAUGUCAUAUACGCCUAUUCUGACCGUUUUACUAGCUUGAAUUCCUUCUGGUUGCUCGAUGACAAACGAGCUUAUGAGGCGCUAAAUGAUGGGCUCUCCAGUUCCUUCAAUCUAUUUUACACUAAGGAUAUGGUUACCAAAGUUCCUUAUCGCUUGUGUUAUCAAUGUUGUGCUGCAUAUACACGGAUAUCUACUAUAGCACUGCCAAUUGUGGCCAUUGGUCUCUUCCAUAGUAGCCAUAAAAAGGAUUAUAGGGGAAGUGAUGUCAUCUUCACAUAUCUACUGCUGUACAUCACAUUCUUGUUGCAGAUUUUUUCAUACUUGGCACUUCUCUAUUUUUCUUAUGAGUGGCCUGAGACGAUUCCCCAACAGAGUCUCAUAGGAUUCUUUGCCCGCAAUAUGAGGCAGACCUGGUUGAUGUGCAUCAUGGGAUGCUUGCAGCUGAAAGACUUUUUUGACAAAUACUGGUGUACCUGCAGCUCAGCUAGAGCCAUUUCAAACUUAGUCUGUGUUCAUGUUAAGGAAGGAUGGCUAGAUUACAUAAUGGAUGCUGAGAGUUACAGGGCAUUCAGCGACAGCAGGGGCCAUUGGACACUAAAGGGGAAGGGGUGUGGGCAGCUCGUCAGUGAGAGCAUAGAGAAGCCAUUUGAUGAAAGCAUCCUUCUGUGGCAUGUGGCAACCGAUUUUUGCUUUCAUAGUAAGGGCGCAUCUCCUGAUCAAGAAUGUGCUAGCCGGUGCAGAGAAAUCUCCAACUACAUGAUGCAUCUGCUGUUUGCUAACCCAGAUAUGCUAAUGCCUGGCAGCAGAACAAACCUGUUCACAGCUGCCUACAAAGAAAUAGAGGACCUCCUGCAUGGUGAAGAUCUGCCUCUAGCAGACGAGAAGGAACUAUCACAGAAGAUAACUGAUAAGGUGGCUUCCAGUUCCAGAGAAGGCUUUAUUCAUCUAAUCAAAGGUGUAUGGAUUGAGAUCCUCUGUUUUUCUGCCAAUAGAUGCAGGGGUUACCUGCACGCCAAAAGCCUCGGCUCCGGCGGGGAGUACCUCUCUUUUGUCUCACUCCUGAUGUUGCAAUCAGGAUUGGAGACGUUCCCCGAGAGGAAGCAGAGCGUUCAGCAGCAUAUCAUACAGACAUCGGUUAUUGACAGAGAACUGGGUGGAAACUGCAUUCUGUUUUAG